UGCUCAUCCGCAUACAUCGUUGCUGCCGCUGCUGUUGCUACCAACCACGGUGACUUUCAUAGUGCCUUUGCGUGCCACCGACGAACGUCCGCACGUGGUUUUCAGGAAGAAAUCAACUGCCGACCGGCCGGAAACGGAAACGCGGAACAUUGUGUCCGAGUAGCAGCCAGAGAGCGGCUAGCGGCGCAUACCACGAGUGACCGAGUGCGUGAGCUGUGCGCGCGUGUGUUUUUGUUCUAAUUGGGUGUUCUCCCCGGAUAUCCCGCCAGACGUCGAGACGAACGAACUUUCAAGCCGCCAAAACGUCCUUCCACCCAUUCUCACACGAUGAAGUCCAUCAUUUUGUGUCUAGUGUUUGUGCUGGCGUACGCAGGAGGCCAACGAAUCACGACCAUCCAGCUGGACGGCGUGCAGUACUUUAUUAGCCGGAUGAACCCGUACUCGCCGGAAUUGAACUACUUCCUUGCGUAUCAGUACUGUCGUUCGCUCGGGUUGCAGCUAGCUUCGUUCGAGACUAAAGAAAAGGUGGAAUCGAUGACCGAAUACCUGCAGAACGCUGGUUACGGUAAGUACAAUUUCUGGACGUCCGGUAAUCGGCUCGGUACGGGCAUGUUCCUUUGGAUGAGCACCGGACUUCCGUUCAAUGCCACGUUCGACUAUUUCGAGAAGUCACCGGAAACCGUCGGCAUGGACCCUCUGGACCAUAACAGCAACACAUCGCCUCAGCGUACCGCUCGCGACAGCAGCAGCGGACUGCAGAAGGGCUGCGUGCACCUGAAGGCUCCGAGCCUACGGUGGGCCCCAGAGGAUUGCUCUGCCGUAAAGGAUUUCAUCUGUGAACAAACGCGAUGCUACUACUACAACUACGGUAGCAUUCCGGUUUCGUCCGCGCAGGGCCGCCCAAUUCAAACAUCGACCAGUACCGCACUAUACACCACGCUCGCCGUCACGACGACGACGGCUGCCCCCGUAACGACAGAGCCCGCAACGACUUCCGCAGAAGCGCGCCAGUUUGUGUCCUACUCUACAGUGUCAACAACUAACGGGGAACAUACUUCACCACUAGCCUCCUUGUUGAAUGGUGACAUUUUGGAGCAAGAUCGCACACCGAAACCCAUGCCGGCUCAGAAUGAUAACACCGCCGAAGAGGAACAGGACGAUGACCAGGAACUCGAUCACGAUCAGGAGGACGACGAUCAGCAGCAGCUGCACGGGGAUGAACUCGAAGAGGACGAUGAUGAGCUGAAUGUUGUCGGUCGCAGCAGUAGCAGCGUGUCUGCAGCAGCCGACGACGACGAGGAGGAAGAGCACGACCAGGAAGAGCACGAUCAUGAUGAAAGUGAGGACGAGGACGAGCAGGCCGCCGAGCUACACCACCAACAAGCGCUAGCAGCCGGUCAGGAUUCAGCAUCCGUCGCUGGUCUGCCCGACGACAUUCCGGUCGAGCAGAAACUGAAACAGAUCACGAAAGAGAUCGAACAGCUGUCUGGUGGUAGUGGAGAUCGCGAGCUGCGCGUCGACAGCCGCCAGAGCUUUCUUUCGUUAUCUGAUUUGAUCAAGAAUAUCCGUCCGGCUGAGAAAGUAGUACCACAGAUCGAUUCAUCCUACGCCAACACGAUGCGUGUCCUCGGGGAACCACUAAGCCAUGCACAGAAAAAAUAGAAAAAUCGUGCUUCGCGUGCGAUGUUUGGGCUUGGAUUUCCUCUGUUUCAGCUGAACUAUGUAUGCGAAACUAUGUGCUUUAGAGGUCGUAUCCGUCCAAUCGAUUUUAGCUUGACAAGUGUUUUAAUUGUAGUGCGUCCCUUUAAUCCCAUAUGACCUUCGACCGUUCAAUUCUGCUCCAUCAGCUUCAACCAUGACAUGCGAAUGAGAUGACAGGCGGUUCUCUCUGAGGAUGACAUCCCAUGACCUCCUUGCAUUGACCUUCACAAGGACGGUCAUGUAGGCUCGAUUCCGGGACGAUCCUUCUCGAGAGGACCUCUGCCAAUACUCAUCUAGCAUAAUUUCACUUUCGGUGAAUGAAGUGAACAACCACGGCUAAUCGUCAAAUUUAUCAAAGUCUAAUGAUUCUUUGGAGGCGAAAAGACCCGAAAAUUGGCUAUUCAGGACAGUUAGACCCUCUGGCAUUCAAAACAGUGAAAUGAGCAAAAUGGAGUUUUUGAUGGACUUUUCCACAUUGACUGACUAUUGGGUUUGCUACAAGUUUGAAAAGUUGAAAAUGAACUGUCCAGACAGCACUUGGCUAUUUGAUACGUCGCCAUACCUCGACUUGAUAUGGAAAGUUGCAAAUGACCCAAUGUCCAAUAACAAGCUAAAAUACACCACUACCCGCAUAAACCCCACCCGGAGCAAACGAGUGACGGAAUAGAGAUAAGAAUUUCAAUGUAACAGAAUACAGUAAGUGUAAGCGUACAAGAAUUCUUGUGAUUUAAACUGAAUACGAAGGAGAGAGAUCAUUGCAAGACAAGACAGGCGUGAUAAGAAAUUUGAGCGAGGUUCCCGAGAGCCGAUACUGAAACGUACUGAAAAAA
Molecule: messenger RNA, 2531 nt
Organism: Anopheles nili
Lineage: Eukaryota; Metazoa; Arthropoda; Insecta; Diptera; Culicidae
Gene: nw
Exons: 4
Coding region: 328-1662 (444 amino acids)
Source: RefSeq, a predicted model, not a curated record